AUGGUGAAAUAUGUUUAUAAAUGGCCUAAAGAUAUUUCAAAUAAUAAAACAAUAUCAUCAAAUAAUGUAUUUAAAGAAAUUGAUAAUCGGUAUUGCGGUCAAGAUAGAUGUCGAUUUUUGUUACCUGUUUACAUUUCUGAACAAGAAUCAAAAGCUCAGCUUCAUUUUCGACAAAUCGCUUUUUUAGCGGGUAAAUUAGGUAGAACAAUUGUGCUCCCUAAUGUUCAUAAUUCACAUCUUGGAUCAUGUUUACCUCAUCCAUUUCGAUUCUAUUAUGAUCAGUCAUGGCUGGAUAAUAAUAAGGAGCAUUUUAAGUAUAUAACAAUGGAAGAUUUUAAAGAAUGGGUUCUUGAACGGCGUUUUGCGGGUGCAAUUCCGACUGCACAAGAAAUCUUUUUACAAGGCGUUCGAAAAUCUAGAUUAAUGGAAAAAGCUAAAAAUUGUUUCCAAUCUUCAUUCGACUUUUCCAAUAGACCUAUUGUUGGCUAUCAAGUACCAGACCAUCACAAUCCCUUAGAUUUAAAUAUAACAAAUAUCUUCGUUAAUCUUUUAAGUGAUGAAGCAAGAGAAUAUGAAUAUUUUACUUAUAAGGAUCAAUUAUCCCCUAAUGAAGAGGACCAUGGAAUAAAUAAUAAUAAAGCAACAGAUUUACUUUCUUCCUCAUCACCACCACCACCAGUCGAUGUCAUUAACUUGUUUUAUGAUAGAAGAUACAAAUUUAUUGAGGAUCAGGAUGCAAAUAUUCCUUUACCUUACAAUCAAAAAUGGGUAGAGAUUGCGGAUAAAAUAUCUUCUCAACUAAAACCAUAUGUUGCAAUUCAUUGGAGAAUGGAGACGCUAAAACCUGUAUCCAACUUAUUACCAUGCGCAAAAGAUUUAAUUGAUAAAAUUAGUCAACUUACAAGUCAGAAGGCACCUAAUGUGUUUUUACUAACUGAUUAUCCUCAUUUAUUAAAUACAACUGGUGCAAGACCUGAAUCUAGUUCUUUUAAUGCUAAACAACUAGUGUCUGAACAUCAUGAAGCCAUUCAAUAUCUUUACGAGCAUACAAAUAUCACAUUAACAUCCAUAAAUAAUGGCAAAAUUCCUUAUGCUGAAUUACCAUCACAGAAUUGGCAUAUCUUACCUAUUAAUGCUACCUCAUCUGAAGAUAACUUACCAUUAGAUCGAAGUGUACUUGGUAUUGUCGAUAAAUUAGUGGCCAUGAACGCUCAGUGGUUUUUUGCUGGUCGUCCAGGGGUUUGUGCUAAAGCAAGUAGCUUUACAGGUCGUAUCUCACACAGUCGUUUAGAUGCAUUUAUGAAAGGAGACAAAAAUGUAAUUAUUCCUAUCAAGACAUUUGAUAUCAAAAAAGAAGAAAACUGA
Messenger RNA from Cokeromyces recurvatus, 1365 nucleotides. RefSeq lists its product as uncharacterized. The transcript has 3 exons. The record is from RefSeq and is a predicted model, not a curated record. Lineage: Eukaryota; Fungi; Mucoromycota; Mucoromycetes; Mucorales; Mucoraceae. The coding region runs from base 1 to 1365 and encodes 454 amino acids.